AUGGCAAAUAGCGAUAGUACAAAUAACGAUAAUAAUAAUGACAGUUGCAAUUUUUUUGCUACGAAAACAAUGAAUAUUAAUACUACUAGUAGUAAUAUUAAGAAAUCGAGAGCAAAAACAAGCAAAAAUAAUAACCGUUGUCGUCGUCUUCCGCGAGCGAUUUCCGCACACGUUGUCAUGGACGAUAAUACAGAGCUGUUUCAUAUUCAUUUUAAAGACACGACAAUGGCACCAGUCUGGCGUACUUUAGACCCAGAAAACGAUCGUCUCCAGCGUAUAGCGAACAAGUUUCUUCGUCAGCAUAAUUGCACCAGUGCUUGUCAACCUCCCGCAACAACGACAACAAAUUCAGGACAUUCACAGCCAAAAUCAAAGCAUCAUUACUUUUAUUAUGAUGAUGACAAUGAUAAGGGUAAUAGUGUGCAAAUAGAACAUGAAGACAAUGAUGUGGACUUAAUUAGUAUGGGAUUGGAAAGUAUGGAGAUUUAA
Messenger RNA from Ambispora gerdemannii, 489 nucleotides. NCBI's taxonomy places the organism in Eukaryota, Fungi, Glomeromycota, Glomeromycetes, Archaeosporales, Ambisporaceae. The record is from the annotation of a GenBank genome assembly.